Canis lupus familiaris (dog) is the source of this 2604-nucleotide messenger RNA. RefSeq lists its product as uncharacterized. The record is from RefSeq and is a predicted model, not a curated record. The transcript is spliced from 3 exons. NCBI's taxonomy places the organism in Eukaryota, Metazoa, Chordata, Mammalia, Carnivora, Canidae. Bases 834 to 1781 code for a protein of 315 amino acids.
UUGGGAAGAUUCCUGCAACUAUCUCAGCCCCAAGCUCCUGUGGGGUCAGCUGAGGCUUCCGUCAUGAUCACGUGCAGCUCAGCAUCUCCCUCUGCCCAGCGAGGCCACCCCAGCAGCCCUCACCUCACAUCCCUGCAUCAGACCCUGCCUCCUGGGAACCCACGGGAGAGGGGCCACACGGGCCAUGGUCAGGACCGCGGGAGGAAGAGGAGUUGGUCUAUCUGCCUUGCACUGGUUCCUGCUCUCUGCCUUCACUAGAAAACCGAUCCCAUGUGCACACGAGAAGUCUGAGGAAGGCCAGGGAGUCUGAGAAAAUGGGGUGCAUGAUACCACCCCGGGGCACAGCAAGAGCUCCACGAGGUCCUGGCUCCUCGGACACGGGAGCUGGUGUCCAGCUCCCCCACCUUGUUGCCAUCUGCUGGUUCCUGCUUCCCUUCUUCGACUCCAGAGAAAAAUCUGCAUCUCUCACUGAACUUUGAGGAGCUCGGGACCAUCACUGGGAACGUUGUAGAUGACGGGGCUUGCUUCUGCGGAUGUCCUGAUGUUCCUUCUGUUCAGCUGCAGGCAGGGGCACAGUGCAAAUCACUACCUCUUCUAAGAGGCAAUCUGGACCACUUCUGUCCAGCUCUGAACAUGUCUCUCAGGGCAUUGUGGGCGGUAAAAACCCCAUUCAGAUAGAUCUCCCCUGGGUCCCCACCAAUGCUUCCUGACCCCUGCCCUCCCCCAGUGUACUUUCUGUGUGGGAUGCUCCUGGCUCUCGGCUAAGAGGACGGGCAAUGUCCGGUAUCAGCCGUGUCCCUCAUUUCCAUACCUUGCUUUAUGAAGGCAUGUAAAUGAGUUCAAACCUUCUUUUGAAACGUGUAGGUGGUGUUUGCUCUCACCUGCGACUCAGCAGCCCUACUUCUGGGUACGCAUGCACCACAGGGCAUGUGCGAGACUGUUUGCGGUCAUUCCGGGCCCAGCAACCCAAACCGGGAACUGCCCUCAAGACUGUGAAUCCCAGAAAGGAGACAUCAUGGUCACAUGUCGCCACAAUAAACAUUGAUAAGGAGCUAUGGGCUGUAGCUAAGCAGGGCCCACGUGAAGGAGUGCCACAUGAAGGAGUCUGCCCUGAGAGCUGCCUACUGCACCAUCCUGUUCCCAGAAAGUCUGAAAUUUGGGGCAGAAUCAGUGAAUCUGUGUGGAAGGCAGUAGUGGUGCUUUGUGUCAGGGUCCUGGGGCCGCUGGGACAGAUCAGCAGAAGCAGGGCCUUCAGCAUCAGACAUUUACCCCUUGCUGUCCUGGAGGCAGGGGCAUCUGCAGGGCUGGGCUCCCCCGGGGCCCUAGGGGAGGGACCUUCCUGUCUCUCGCAGCUCCUGGGGGCUCCCAGAGUCCUGUGGUUGGAGGCUGUGUCCCUCUGGAGUCUGUCUUCCCGAGGCCUCUCCUCUGUGUCUGUGUCCAAACUUCCCUGUCCCUAUGAGGACACCCGUCCUUGGAUCCAUGGCCGACCCGACUGCAGCAGGACCUCAGUGUAUCUUAAUUACAUCUGCAAAGACCCUGCUUCCAAAUACGGUCCCAUUCUGUGGUUCCAGGUGGGCGUGAGCUUGGGCGGCUACUCUUCACCCCAGGACCUGCCUGAGGAGGGCCAGGACAGGGGAGGUCCUGAGGGUGCUUCCGCUUGCAGGUCACGUGCUGGUUUUGGUUCCAGGGCAGCAACCUCGUGGAUCCCAUCAAGCCUUGAACUCCAAGGGUACGAGCUGCGUACAGAGCGUGCACAACACAUCGAUGACACAUUUACAUGACAGAAGAGGGCGGCAGAAAAUCAACCCCAAAGGAAAUAUGCACCUGCUCAUUCCACAGUUUCCGGGGAUUGGGACGCGGCGUCCUGGGGGCUCUUAUACAGCCGACCUCUUACCUACCUGGCAUCUGAGAGAGAAGGGCAGUCUGGACAGGGCCUUGGACUCAUCUUGCUCCAGGAUGUCCGGCCUCCCACUCAGCACGACUGUGGGUGAAGUUGGCCUGCUGGACAGUCCCGCCCGAUGAAUCCAUUAUAAACAGAUUCUGCGUGGAAAGGGAGGCUGAGAAAGGGCGGCCUGCUUCCUCGUGUGCAGCGGACCCUCCAGGGACGGGCUCUGGGCAGACGAAACCUUGUCCCCAAGGAAGAUCGCUUCUGUCAGGAGCUGCAUCCAGGGGUGGCCUACGUGGUCAGUCGCUCACACAGACCGCAGGAGAAGCUUCUUUGCUCACAGUGGGGAGAACACAUAGGCCCCCAAUGGUCUCUGCCUUCGUGUCCUGCUGUAACGAAGCAGCACACACAGCGUGCUCAGCCACAGACACGACCUCGCUCGGGCUCUGGAGGCAGAGGUCUGACAUCAAGGUGUCCACAGGCUGCUAUGCUCCCUCGGGAGGCUCCGGCGCGGCCCUUCCUGUCACCGGCAGCUGGGCUGGCUCUGCACCUCGUGGCUCAUGGCCGCAUCCCUCUGAUUAUGGCCUCCAUCCUCACGUGGCCGGUCCUGUGUUUCUGUGUUUGUGUUUCUGGUUUCUCUUAGAAGGACACCGUCCUUGGAUUCAGGGCCCAUCUGAGAUCCAUACCUUAAUUACAUCUGCAAUAUCCUUCUUUCCAAA